Molecule: messenger RNA, 752 nt
Organism: Cyprinus carpio (common carp)
Lineage: Eukaryota; Metazoa; Chordata; Actinopteri; Cypriniformes; Cyprinidae
Product: proline rich transmembrane protein 1B-like
Exons: 3
Coding region: 282-680 (132 amino acids)
Cellular component (GO): membrane
Source: RefSeq, a predicted model, not a curated record
CUCCAGGACUCCACUAGGCUCAUGAUUCCUCCAGACAGAGAGAAGCCACGACAUUACCCAGCAUUCCUGCAUACGACUCGGUCAGCAUCCUCACCGCCGGCCCGGCGAAUGACACGGACAGCAUCCAAACAUCCCAUCACACAUACGACACCAACAGCAACCGCACCCUGAACCCAGCGCUCGACACGGACACGGGUCCCGCUGGAGGCACCGGCCCGACCAGCAGCGUCCCACACAACCCUCCUCCAUACAGUCCUCCGGAUCCUAAAACAGUCUGCCUCAUGUACCCCCCACCGCUGCCACAUUACCCCAACCAGCCCGUCAUCGCCUGUCAGCCUGGAGCCAACCCUGCUUUCUACCAGCCCUCCUUCCUCCCGCCCUCCACCUACCCGUCCUACACUAUCUACGUGAACGGGCUGCCGCUGAGAGAUGAGCAGCCGCCGUUACCUAAAGAUUAUCUGGUGGAGUCUCUGCUGGUGACCAUCUUCUGCUGCCUCAUGAGUGGCCUCGUCGCGGUCAUGUACUCGUAUGAAACCCGCGCGGCGCUGACCAGGGGUGACAUCCGUGAAGCGGAGAAAACGUCCCAUAAGGCUCGUCUGCUUGUCAUGUUCAGUUUGAUGUUCGGCGUAUUUGUUUUUGUGGGCUGGAUUAUUUAUGUAGUGAUAGUGCUCUGUGUAUAGAAACUUUCUUCUGCAUUUAUUUGAUUAAAAAUACAGUAAAACAGGUAAAUUUUAUUAGAGUUUAAAAUAACU